This is a messenger RNA of Bufo gargarizans (Asiatic toad), 1065 nucleotides long. It is a transcript of the gene EXOSC8, whose product is annotated as exosome component 8. The transcript is spliced from 11 exons. The record is from RefSeq and is a predicted model, not a curated record. Gene Ontology annotation, cellular component: nuclear exosome (RNase complex); cytoplasmic exosome (RNase complex). Gene Ontology annotation, biological process: exonucleolytic trimming to generate mature 3'-end of 5.8S rRNA from tricistronic rRNA transcript (SSU-rRNA, 5.8S rRNA, LSU-rRNA); TRAMP-dependent tRNA surveillance pathway; U4 snRNA 3'-end processing. The coding region runs from base 139 to 969 and encodes 276 amino acids. Lineage: Eukaryota; Metazoa; Chordata; Amphibia; Anura; Bufonidae.
GUUUCCAGGCAGCACAUGUGCGCGACUUCCUGUGAGCGCGGCCGGAGCCAUUGCCUUCGUACAUACGUUCCCUGCAGCGCCUCUUGUAUGUUCUGUGUGUAGUCUUCUUCUCCCCUGACACAUGUUGGAAGUGAAGGAAUGGCUGCCGGAUACAAGACAGUGGAACCGCUAGAAUAUUACAGGAAGUUUCUAAAGCAGAAUUGUCGGCCGGACGGACGAGAUCUGAGUGAGUUUAGGACGACCACAAUAAAUGUUGGGUCUAUUACCACAGCAGAUGGUUCAGCUCUAGUAAAGCUUGGGAACUGCACAGUAAUCUGUGGCAUUAAAGCAGAAUUUUCAACCCCUCCAACAGAUGCUCCCAAUAAAGGAUAUGUUGUUCCUAAUGUGGACCUGACACCAUUGUGUUCUUCACGGUUCCGGAUCGGACCACCAGGGGAAGAGGCACAGGUCGCCAGUCAGUUCAUAGCUGAUGUUAUUGAGAAUUCACAGAUAAUACAGAAAGAAGACCUGUGCAUAGCAAGUGGCAAACUGGCAUGGGUUUUGUAUUGUGAUCUCAUAUGUCUGGAUUAUGACGGAAACCUCCUUGACGCCUGUGUAUGUGCACUGGUAGCUGCUUUAAGAAAUGUACAAUUGCCUUCUGUUAAAAUAAGUGAAGAUACAGGCUUGGCGGCCGUCCAGUUAUCAUCUAAAAGUCCGCUGAACCUUCUGAAGCACCCAGUGUCUACAUCGUUUGCUGUAUUUGAUGACACGUACAUUGUUGUGGACCCAACUGAUGAAGAAGAGAGUUUAGCCACUGGACUUCUGACUGUUGUAAUAGACGAGGAUGGGAAGUUAUGUACUAUUCGGAAACCAGGUGGCAGCUCCCUUUCUGCCGAGAGACUCCAGGAGUGCAUCAGCCGGGCAGUUUCCAGACAUAAAGAAGUGCAAGCUCUACUGGACGAAGUUCUGCUCAGCAUCAAGACACAAUAAAGCAGACUUUUUUUGUUCAUAAAUGACAUGUAAAAAGUUGUAUUUGUAAGAGAUGGACAGGUUUUGUACUAAAUAAAGCAAGCCCUUUGCUAUGUG